AUGAAUGGUUUCGUAAAAAGGGGCAGCAGUCGUCGUUCUCUGUAUGACGACAUGGCGGGCCAAGACAUGUCAGCGACGACAAAAGUGACCAUGUCAUUUAUGAAGGCAUACAAGGCGAUGCGCGGCCCUCAUGACGUUGAGCCCAGCCCUCUCUUUAGCUGUUUGGCUCCAGCAGAUGGCAACAGGGGAGACGAUGGCCCGUUUCGGCUUGCGGGACGAGACGAAAUCAAGAUGCUCAACGACGUCAACGAAAGGCUCCUCGGCGACGACUUCGACACGAAGCCACUUUUCGCCGACGACGAAGCUCGGCAGACGGUCUUUUACUUUGACGAGCCGCACACGGCCAACGUUUACUUUUCGACGAACAGUGUGCUGGGAAAGACGUUUACCGCUGUGGCCGACCAUGUCCUCAACCAAGAGACGCUGGAUCUAGGUUGGACGGAGGCGAACGGCACAGAUUAUGCUGAUGGUGCGAGCAGCUUUGUGUCGGAUGACGACGGCGAUGCGGUCGAGAGUCGGAUCUCACCGGCCGAGUUCCGAGCCCUCGCCAUCGGCUGCAAGCGUAACGACGUCGACAGCCUGCGGAUUCCUAUUGCCACUACGGCUUCGGUCCGGCCGCUGACACCGCAGGACAAGAUCAUCGACCACGCGCAUGAGGCCGGCCGAAUAGACGCCCGGGUCUUUGGCGGGCGCCGGCAGUUUGACGGCGACGACGGCGACGAGCUCAGUCCGGCCUACCGAGUCGACCAGGGGCCAGCGCGGUCGGUGCUGUGGUCGCCGGCGGGCGUGACGCCCGAGCGCGCCGGCCUAUUCCUGUCGCUGACGGACGCACACGCCCGGAUCGGUGGUGGUGGCAGUCGAGCUCUCCCCAACGACGUGGUGUCGGCGGCGGACGUACGCAGCGCUCUGCGUGACGGCUGGCGUGCUCUCCGGGCCUGCGAGGCCGAGGAGGCGCAGCUGGCGGCGGCCAACGCGCGAGCUGAGGCGGCAGCGACGGUGCAGGCGCGACAACUCACACGGAUGGAACGGCAGCAGGAGCAGCGCCGGACGGCGGCGCGAGAGGCGACAGUGGCGGUGCAGCGCCAGAAACAAAAGCAGGCGCGGCGACAGCGACGCAUCGUGCACGACGUGGCGCUGCAGCUGCGCGAGCUGCAGGCGGCCGUGCGGGCAGCAGAGGCGAGGUUGGCACGCGGACGCGAAUGGCAGAUCGUGCUCGCACGACGGCUGCGCUCGGGGGAGAAACGGCUCCGGGCAGCCGGGAUGCGAGGGAAAGAGGGGGGAGGAGAGAUGGAAGAGGGUGACGACGACGACGACGAAUAUGCAAGCGGCUACAGAGGAUACGAAACGGAAGACGAGGACGAAGCGAAAGGACACAAACAACAGCUGAGACGGAACAAAUGA
Grosmannia clavigera kw1407 is the source of this 1401-nucleotide messenger RNA. RefSeq lists its product as uncharacterized. NCBI's taxonomy places the organism in Eukaryota, Fungi, Ascomycota, Sordariomycetes, Ophiostomatales, Ophiostomataceae. The transcript is spliced from 4 exons. The record is from RefSeq and is a predicted model, not a curated record. The coding region runs from base 1 to 1401 and encodes 466 amino acids.